AUAAAAUUAACGCAGUUUGUUUUCGAUCAGAUCGGUGAACAAAUAAUGAAUAACAAUCCCAUAAAGGUUGAUGCAAUUGAGGAAGAUUUAGAAAUGAAUAAAACGAGUAUGAACGAAACAAAAAAUGAAGAUAUAGGGGAAGAUAGCGAUGGAGACGAAGAACUGGAUGAUGAUGAAUUCGAAGUAGAACACAUCUUAAAUGUUGCUGCUAUGGAUGGAGAAGUAAAAUAUCAGGUACGGUGGAAAGGUUAUGGAUCAGACGAGGACUCUUGGGAACCGGAGCAGAAUCUGGAAACAGCACGAUUAAUUCUUAACGAAUACAUUGCAAAUCAUCAAGACGAAGUGAAGAAGGCUCAAGAAGCAGUGCUAUCUCGGAGCAAGCUAAGAAAACGACGUGGAAAUCGAACAAAACGAAAUAAAGGAAAUAAAUUACGACGAAGUUGUAGUUCAGAAUAUUCAGAGACUACUAAAACGAUGAAACUUCGAGCUAGAAAAAAGGUAAAGAUGGAAUAUGAAGAUGACGGUAAGACCGAUAGUGACGAGGAUGAAGGAGUUUUCAAGAAGCGAGGGAGGCGAUGUCGAGCAGUAUAUAAUAAGAUGGAAAGGACUAAAAUUGUAGACUUAUCAAAAAAUAUAGAAGAUGAAUCACUUCCAAAGGAUUUAUCACCAAAGAAGGCAAAAAAUGCUUGGCUUUAUGAUGACGCUGAGGAUGCAGAUUCCGACAUUUCAGAAGGCAGCGGAAGAACAAAAAAAAGUGACAUUUUUCUACGUAAGACAAAAGACAAUAAUCAGAUGAGAGAAAAUAAUAUCACAGAAGGAAGUAAUGUAUCGCUGGUGACGCCUGAAGAACAGUGCGAAAACAACUUGGACGAAAAAGUCAAUUUGUUGAAUGAGAGAAGAAAGCAGAAAGGAAAAGGAAGAGUUCCUGCAAAGGCCAGCGCAAUGGAAGAAAAUUACGAAUCAAAAGUGGAAUUCAUUGGUGUCGUUCAAUGUCAUGAUGGUGAAAUUAAAGUAAUCUAUACAAAAAAUGGUGAGACGAGGGCACAUGUUGUAUCUGUGAGGGAGGCUUUCGAAAUAGAUGGCUUUGGCUUGGUGCAAUAUUUUGUUAGCCGAUGUGAAUUUGGUAAGCCACAAAGUAUUGACGUAUAA
This is a messenger RNA of Acanthocheilonema viteae, 1149 nucleotides long. The record is from the annotation of a GenBank genome assembly. NCBI's taxonomy places the organism in Eukaryota, Metazoa, Nematoda, Chromadorea, Rhabditida, Onchocercidae.